AUGGAGCCACCGAAGCGUGUGGGGCAGGAAGUCACACGGCUUGUAGACGGGGUCAAGGAUGGAAACUGGCCGCGGGAGAAGAAGUGGGUGACUGUGGGCGAUACAUCCCUACGGAUCUACAAGUGGGUCCCUGUGACGGAGCCCAAGGUUGACGAGAAAAAUAAGAACAAGAAGAAGAGCAAGGACGAGAAGUGUGGCUCAGAGGUGACCACUCCGGAGAACAGCUCCUCCCCGGGGAUGAUGGACAUGCACGACGACAACAGCAACCAGAGCUCCAUAGCAGAUGCCUCCCCCAUCAAACAGGAGAACAGCAGUAACUCUAGCCCAGCUCCAGAACCCAACUCAGCCGUGCCUGGUGACGGGGUGGAAGCCAAGGUGGAUGAGGCCCAGGCUGACGGGAAGGAGCACGCCGGGGCAGAAGAUGCCUCCGACGAGCAGAACUCACAGUCUUCAUUGGAAAACUCGAUGAACAGUUCAGAGAGAGUGGAAAGGCAGCCAUCAGGGGACGCGGGUCUCACCACAGACACGUCAGCCAUGUCUCAGGUACCUCGGCUGAGGCCACAGAGGGGCAGCCAGCCCAGCCGGGAGCCUGUUGGGGUGUCGGGGGAUUUGGAAGGAGUGCCACCCUCGAAAAAGAUGAAACUGGAAGCUUCUCAGCAGAACGCCGAGGAGAUGUAG
This is a messenger RNA of Orycteropus afer afer, 678 nucleotides long. It is a transcript of the gene BCL7A, whose product is annotated as BAF chromatin remodeling complex subunit BCL7A. The transcript is spliced from 6 exons. The record is from RefSeq and is a predicted model, not a curated record. Lineage: Eukaryota; Metazoa; Chordata; Mammalia; Tubulidentata; Orycteropodidae. Bases 1 to 678 code for a protein of 225 amino acids.